Messenger RNA from Lachancea nothofagi CBS 11611, 1398 nucleotides. Lineage: Eukaryota; Fungi; Ascomycota; Saccharomycetes; Saccharomycetales; Saccharomycetaceae. The record is from the annotation of a GenBank genome assembly.
AUGCCAUUAUCAGAAGGUCAAUUGGAAGAGCUGAACUUGUUUCAGCGGAAAGUGCACGAAGAUGAGCCCAAAGACUUAUUGCAGUUCGCCGCAAACUAUUUCAACAGGAGACUGGAGCAGCAACGAUUUUUCGCAAGGAACCAGGAAUCUCUGGCAUUAUCGAAGGGCAUCGUCCUAUUCCCCUCGGCUACAAGGAACGAUUCCGUGGUAGCUUCAGGUCGCACUGGUGCGGCAGGUCUGGAAUCGCAAUCGCAAUCGCAAGAUCAGCUAUUCAAAGCAUCUUUUUCAGAAACUACGGACCCACAUCACACGACACAAGGCCCCAAUGCACCUGCUGCUACCACUGGUGGUGACAAAAUGAGCACUCCUAGUAGCAGUGAUUUCGGCUCUGGUAUUUUCAAAAACGAUUUCCGCGUAAAUCAAAGCUCCGAGAAGAACAUUAGAAAACCAGUGGAUCCCAUGGCUCCGAGCGACCGUGCUUCAGGCUCAUCACCACAACCAUCGAAAAUUCCCAGAAAGUCUGUUGUAACGCCUCAACACCUGCCCAUGAACUUUAAUGCCCAAAGACGUACCUCCGUAAGCGGAGAAACUAUGCAACCUGAUAAUCUCGACAACUGGACUCCCGAAAAUUUCUGUGAGAAAAGUGGUCCACAGUUAGAUAGGCUGGAGAAAGCCAUUGGUCGCAAUUUCCUUUUCAACAAACUUGAUAGCGAGUCGAAGAGAUUAGUCAUUGACUCUUUGGAAGAGAAAGCUGUAAAACAGGGCCAAGAAAUCAUCAAGCAAGGCGAUGAAGGAGAUUACUUCUACAUCGUGGAGAAGGGUACUGUGGACUUUUAUGUGGGAGAUCAAAAGGUGAACAGCUCAGGACCUUGUUCCAGUUUUGGUGAACUUGCGCUCAUGUACAACAGCCCCAGAGCUGCCACUGUUCUAGCCGCCACAGACUGUGUACUAUGGGCACUUGAUAGAUUGACCUUCAGGAGGAUCUUGUUGGGAGGUUCUUUCAAGAAGAGAAUACUAUAUGACGAAUUUUUAAAGUCCAUGCCUGUUCUACAUUCUUUGACGACAUAUGACCGUGCCAAGCUGGCUGACGCUUUAGACACAGAGAUAUAUCAGCCAGGACAAAUAAUUAUUCGUGAAGGUGAUAGCGGUGACAAUUUUUACUUCAUCGAGUUUGGUGAAGCUGAAGUUUCUAAAGAAGGUCAAGGAAUCAUUGCCCAUCUGAAACAAGGUGACUACUUUGGUGAAAUCGCAUUACUCAACGAUCUUCCCCGCCAGGCUACAGUGAAGGCCAUCAAGAAGACAAAGGUAGCCACGUUAGGUAAGAGUGGGUUUCAAAGACUGCUGGGUCCAGCCGUGGAGGUUUUGAAACUCAACGAUCCGACCCGAGUAGACCAUUAG